Molecule: messenger RNA, 3839 nt
Organism: Mesoplodon densirostris (Blainville's beaked whale)
Lineage: Eukaryota; Metazoa; Chordata; Mammalia; Artiodactyla; Ziphiidae
Gene: KCNA1
Product: potassium voltage-gated channel subfamily A member 1
Exons: 2
Coding region: 1139-2626 (495 amino acids)
Biological process (GO): protein homooligomerization; potassium ion transmembrane transport
Cellular component (GO): juxtaparanode region of axon; membrane; synapse
Molecular function (GO): delayed rectifier potassium channel activity; protein binding
Source: RefSeq, a predicted model, not a curated record
CGGGCGCUUUCUCAGGUUUCUGCUGAUCUUGCAGCGCCCAGAAAUGGACCGAGCGGACCCGAGCCGCACGCACCCUGCCCCACUCGGAGCUCCGAACGGCUUCCGGCGCGCCGCGUAGCCUCGCCGAGGUCCGCGCGGGGUGCGGGAAGCCGAGGGGACCUGCGAGGCGCGGAGAUCCAGGCCCUUGCUCGCUCGCCUCCUUCGGGAUCGAAUCAAGGGCUCCCACGGUGUUGGGAGGGGGCGAGAGCGCUCCGCAUCGUCAUUCGCUUCAGAGCUCGGGAGAGGGUGGCAUUUCGCUUUUCCGCCCCGCAGCCUCCGGAAUUGCCCGCACCCGAGAGCGAGAGCGGCGUCUCCAGGUUGCCGGCCACGGGCGAGGAUGGGGGUCGGGAACGGACAUUUCCGCCGUCGCUGCCCAGUUAAGCGAGUGGCCAACUGAAGGAGAGCAGGACGAGGUGCGAGGGCGGCGCGGUGGCCCCGGCGCCCCUCGGAUGCUGUGGCGGCCGCGGCUCGCGCCCGGGUACCGCAAAGGCGACCUGCCGCAUUCCCGCUCGGGCUCUCCGCCGACUCAGCACCGCCCCUGCGCCAAGCCGGCCGGCCAGCGUCCAUCGAUUGCCCCGGUGGGAGCUUAGAAGGCGGCAGGCGAAGAGGGCUAGCAGGGGGGAGAGCCGAGGAGAAGCAGAGGGGGUGGCAGGCGAGGGCAUCUGCCGAGCUGGCUCUGCCCCGGGUCCUAGGAGGGCUCGCGGAGGGGAAGGGAGGCCCCCAAGCGGUGGCCCGGUCCGCUAGAACGGCGCUGCGUUAAGGCACCUCGGAGCAGGAAGAAACACCAACCUUCUUCCCAUCGCCACCCCCAAUCCCCCCUCCCCCAACACACACCAGUCCCCACCCCGCCCCGGCGAAAAGCUGCACCCGGGGCGGCAGGCGAGGGGGACUCCAAACGGAGAAACAGGCGGGGGGGGUGGAGACGGUCUCCAAGUGGCAGAUCCCUCCACCUGCUGGCUCGGAAGCCCCGCCCCCUGAGCGCGGGGGAGCCGCUUACGCAGGUGGGGGGGGCGCGCGGGUCCCCCCCCACCCAGACUCCCUCGCCCCUCCCCGCCCCGGGCCCGCCCCGGGUCUCCCGCCGCUGCCCCCUGCCUCCACCAUGACGGUGAUGUCGGGAGAGAACGUGGACGAGGCUUCGGCCGCCCCGGGCCACCCGCAGGACGGCAGCUACCCGCGGGCGGCCGAGCACGACGACCACGAGUGCUGCGAGCGCGUGGUCAUCAACAUCUCCGGGCUGCGCUUCGAGACGCAGCUCAAGACGCUGGCGCAGUUCCCCAACACGCUGCUGGGCAACCCUAAGAAACGCAUGCGCUACUUCGACCCGCUGAGGAACGAGUACUUCUUCGACCGCAACCGGCCCAGCUUCGACGCCAUCCUCUACUACUACCAGUCGGGGGGCCGGCUGCGGAGGCCGGUCAACGUGCCGCUGGACAUGUUCUCCGAAGAGAUCAAGUUUUACGAGCUGGGCGAGGAGGCCAUGGAGAAGUUCCGGGAGGACGAGGGCUUCAUCAAGGAGGAGGAGCGCCCCCUGCCGGAGAAGGAGUACCAGCGCCAGGUGUGGCUGCUCUUCGAGUACCCCGAGAGCUCGGGGCCCGCCCGGGUCAUCGCCAUCGUCUCCGUCAUGGUCAUCCUCAUCUCCAUCGUCAUCUUUUGCCUGGAGACGCUGCCCGAGUUGAAGGAUGACAAGGACUUCAUGGGCACCGUCCACCGCCUCGACAACACCACGCUGGUCUACAAGGCCAACAUCUUCACGGACCCUUUCUUCAUCGUGGAAACCCUGUGCAUCAUCUGGUUCUCCUUCGAGCUGGUGGUGCGCUUCUUCGCCUGCCCCAGCAAGACGGACUUCUUCAAAAACAUCAUGAACUUCAUCGACAUCGUGGCCAUCAUCCCCUAUUUCAUCACCCUGGGCACCGAGAUAGCUGAGCAGGAGGGGAACCAGAAGGGCGAGCAGGCCACGUCGCUGGCCAUCCUCAGGGUCAUCCGGUUGGUAAGGGUUUUUAGAAUCUUCAAACUCUCCCGCCACUCUAAGGGCCUCCAGAUCCUGGGCCAGACCCUCAAAGCCAGUAUGAGAGAGCUAGGGCUGCUCAUCUUUUUCCUCUUCAUCGGGGUCAUACUGUUUUCUAGCGCAGUGUACUUUGCCGAGGCGGAAGAAGCUGAGUCGCACUUUUCCAGUAUCCCCGAUGCUUUCUGGUGGGCGGUGGUGUCCAUGACCACCGUAGGAUACGGUGACAUGUACCCUGUGACAAUUGGAGGCAAGAUCGUGGGCUCCUUGUGUGCCAUCGCCGGUGUGCUGACAAUUGCCCUGCCCGUACCUGUCAUUGUGUCCAAUUUCAACUAUUUCUACCACCGAGAAACCGAGGGGGAAGAGCAGGCUCAGUUGCUCCACGUCAGCGCCCCUAAUUUAGCCUCUGACAGUGACCUCAGUCGGCGCAGCUCCUCCACCAUCAGCAAAUCUGAGUACAUGGAGAUCGAAGAGGAUAUGAAUAAUAGCAUAGCCCACUUUAGACAGGCCAAUGUCAGAACUGGCAAUUGCACCGCAGCUAACCAAAACUGCGUGAAUAAGAGCAAGCUACUGACUGAUGUUUAAAAAGCCAAGCAGAGAAACUAAAAAGCCCCCCACUUAGCAGCUUGAAAGACUUAAAACACCAAACCAAACCAAACCCCCAGUGACCCAGGUCACUCCUUGUAGAUACGUUACUAAAUAGUCUUUGAAUGCUCUAUUGAACUGUCGAUGCAUUGUUGCAUUGCCAAUGUUGGGGGGUGGCAAACCCGAAGCUUUCAGGAGCCAUGAAAAGAGAAACUAUUUUCAUUGUAUUAAAAAAUGGGAAAAGAAAGUGUAUUUUCUAAAACUGGUUUAAAAUCGCUCAGUCCAUGAACUUGUCUAGGUAAAAUAAGGUUCAUAUGCUUCCCCGUUUUUAAUCCUUGGUGGCUUCUUUAAAUUUUUUUUUUCCUUUUAACUAAGAAUCAGAUGAUCGCUUAGAAAUAUAAAAUUAAAAUUUGCAUGGGACUCCAAUAUGAAAUCUUGGCAAACUGCACAGUGCAUUUUAAGAUGGUGCAUCAGAUGUAUUAUGUGUAACAUGAUACACCAGCCGAAACGGGCAACGAACAGAUGUUUUUAUUUUGAUCAACCGAACUGCAUAUUCCAAGGUGAAAAAAAAAUUACUUAAGACUGGUUCACCAAGCACCUUAGAAAUCUGAUACUGGUCCUGGUCUGUAGGGAUUUCCCCCUCUGCCCCAUUUCCUUCCGAUUCAAACUCUUCUCUAAGAAAAAAAUGAUAACUGAAUGCAAUUCAUUGAUCCAUCUGCAGUGCUGCUAAGAUUCUCAACUGCAGAUGCGCCCAAUGGGUCUUUUCUCACCAGUCCUGCACCCUGAACCCCGGCCUCCAGAACUGGAUGUAAAACCUUAGCCUCCUUAUUGCAACAGAGCACAAAUGAAACUAAGUGUAAGCAUGUUUGAAUCUGAUCAUAAUUUCUUUUACAAUCGCAUGCCGAGAACGUUAACUCAGACAAUAGAGGAUAAGCUUACUUUGGAAUCGAUUCUUCUAAAAAUAGAUCCUUCUUCAUUUGCGUUCACCAAAAGUGCACUCCUUCAUUUAUUAACUAUUUUUAUUAGUAAAUAAAGUACUGUAUUUAAGUACCUAUGUUAGUCAGCUGGGAACAGUAACUUUUUGGAGCUCACAGCAUGUUCUCUUAUUCAGCAUUAUGGCCGAUUUGAUUAAGGUGUACCUUGAAUUAAUUAGUGCAUGAUUAAUUUAAUGUAAAAACAUUAAAAAAUAAUAAAAAUUAUAAGUUUGUGGGUU